Messenger RNA from Drosophila willistoni, 878 nucleotides. RefSeq names its product pre-mRNA-splicing factor Syf2. The transcript has a single exon. The record is from RefSeq and is a predicted model, not a curated record. The coding region runs from base 52 to 726 and encodes 224 amino acids. NCBI's taxonomy places the organism in Eukaryota, Metazoa, Arthropoda, Insecta, Diptera, Drosophilidae. Gene Ontology annotation, cellular component: catalytic step 2 spliceosome; Prp19 complex; post-mRNA release spliceosomal complex.
UUUUUAAAUGAAUGACAUUUAGUUAAAGCGAAAUUAUUAUAAACAUAAACAAUGGAAAAGUCUGCUGCGGAGAAACUUGCUGAUCGCAAAGCUCGCCUUCUGAAUCUUCACAAGAAACGCCAAGAGGCGCGCACAGAUAAUCACCAGGAAGUUGUGGCCGAGGAUGCCCGCAAGAAAUUGCCCAACAAUUGGGAGGCAAGGAAGCGCCAGGCCGAGUGGCUCCUGGCAGAUGACAAGGCCCGCGCAGAUGCCCAGGCGGCUGGACAAGAUUACGAACGUCUGAAACUUUUGGAAGUCUCAGCUAUUGAUGCGGAACGCAUUGAAAAGAAACAGAGACGUAAAGACAAUCCAGAUCUGGGCUUCUCCACAUACGAGGCCCAAACAGCCAGACAAUACAAUCGUCUGGUAAAAAAUAUGGCACCGCGUGAUAUGGAGAAAUACGAGCGUCAGAAGGCUGAACUGGGCGAGGCAUUCUAUGGUGGCUCACACACCACAUUGCACUCACAAACAAAGGACACACCAGGAGCCAUCAACAAUAUGGUCAAGGAUCUGGAACAACAGAUCGAUCGCAGGAAGAAAUACUCUCGACGACGCAUCUACAACGACGAUGCCGAUGUGGACUUCAUCAAUGAGCGUAACUCCAAGUUCAACAAGAAGCUGGAUCGUUUCUAUGGCGAACACACUGCUGAAAUCAAACAGAAUUUGGAAAGAGGAACGGCCAUAUAAGAGAACAAACGAAAUCCUAAUAAAUCUAGUUAAGAUUAGAUUAAGACAUGUAGAUGCAAUUGUUUCAAAUCAUAGAGUUAAGAUGACCAGAGUGAGUCAUAUAUCUGUACAGAUUUCUGUUGGAUUAUCUUUAAUAAAUAUCCAAUACUGCA